AUGUACUACGAAGCAGAAUCAUAUCCAAGUCCCGGUCUUCCUGUGAAAGAUCCCUGUUUAUCCUUUUGGCUUCAAAAUACACGCUCCUCCUCUCUACUUGGUUACCGAACCACGGAAUCUUUACCUCCUUCAGCCGAUGUAGUAAUUAUCGGAUCCGGACUUUCUGGUGCUGCUACAGCUUAUUACCUUCUUGUUGGACCCAAUGCUCCGAAAUCUGUGCUGAUGCUAGAAGCAAGGGAGGCUUGUGACGGAGCUACGGGAAGAAAUGGGGGACAUUGCAGGCCGUAUGUAUUCCAAGGUCACCAUGAAUACAAAGAAAUAUUCGGAAAAGAAGAAGCUUUAAAAAUUGCUGCUUUUGAAAUGGCAAACCUCCACCUUAUGGCCGAACUCAUCGAAGAAGAGCAAAUUGAUUGCGAUUUCUGGCUUGGUGAAUCUUUUGAGACAUGCAUCGACCAGGAGGCUGCAAACAAAAAACUAAGAUCGUAUCAGGAGUUCAAAGACGAUGGCGGGCCUCUAGAGGGUGUCGUCAAGUUGACCACGAAUGUCGAUGAGGCAAAGCGGUUGACUCGAAUGCGCAACGCAGUGCUUACCGCUUCCUUUCCAGCAGCUUCUUUGUUUCCAUACAAACUUGUCUCGCACCUCCUCCAGCUUUGUAUCUCCAAACACGGACUAAAUCUACAGACUCAUACACCUGUUACUGCAGUCACUUCGACUUCGACUUCUCUAUCGGCGCACGACCCUCGAUUGUCCACGGUGGAGUGGAUUGUAACAACACCUCGCGGGAAAGUCACUGCAAACAAAGUCGUGUUUGCCACAAAUGCGUACACUGCGACGCUACUUCCCGAGUUCCUGGGCAAUAUCGUACCCGGGCAAGGACAAUGUGCCGCGAUAGUACCGACCCCGUCGUUUUCAGGCACUAGGAUGAUGGAGAAGACGUGCUGCUAUCAUUGGGGCAAGGACAAUUUUGACUACCUUAUCCAACGCCCGAAAGACGGCGUUAUAAUCCUAGGAGGAGGUAAAGCUAGUGCGUCUCACCCUGGUGCCAUUCUUGGAUGUACGAAUGACUCUGGGCGUCCCGACGAUGGUGGAAAGCAAGCAGAAAUCACCGAAUACUUGAAGGGUGCAAUGGGCGAAUAUUUCGUAGGAUGGAAUGACUCAGAUUACAGUUCUGGAUCGGGCGCGCACCCGGACCAGAAACGGGAAUCUUUAAGAGUUGGUGAGGGACUUUUGUACGACUGGACAGGUAUCAUGGGUUAUACUCGGGACAAUAUCCCCUUCGUUGGCAACGUCGAAGGAAAAGCUGGCGCGUACGUUAUUGCCGGUCAUUGCGGGCAUGGUAUGGCCCGAAUCGCAUCAUGCGCCAAGGGUCUUGCGACUCUAAUGUCUGGUGGAUCUUGGUUAGAUACCGGUCUUCCAGGGUGUUUUCAGCCUACAAAGGAGCGAAUGAGGAAUAAGAAGAUGGAGACAACGACAUAA
Molecule: messenger RNA, 1476 nt
Organism: Lentinula edodes (shiitake mushroom)
Lineage: Eukaryota; Fungi; Basidiomycota; Agaricomycetes; Agaricales; Omphalotaceae
Product: FAD dependent oxidoreductase
Exons: 8
Coding region: 1-1476 (491 amino acids)
Cellular component (GO): cytoplasm
Molecular function (GO): oxidoreductase activity
Source: RefSeq, a predicted model, not a curated record